This is a messenger RNA of Lotus japonicus, 1836 nucleotides long. RefSeq names its product phospholipase A(1) LCAT3. The coding region runs from base 127 to 1473 and encodes 448 amino acids. Gene Ontology annotation, biological process: lipid metabolic process. Lineage: Eukaryota; Viridiplantae; Streptophyta; Magnoliopsida; Fabales; Fabaceae. The record is from RefSeq and is a predicted model, not a curated record. The transcript has 11 exons.
GUAGCACAAGACUUAUAGGUAGAGCAGAGUGGCGAGUAGCUUUUCAGUUUUUCUUGUUUGGUUGGUACAACUCCCUCACUCUCACUCACCGCGCUUCCACUGUGUCAGAACUCAGAAGAAGCAACGAUGCGGUUGUGUCCCUGUUUUGGCGACGGAAACACCGAGCAAGCAGCGGUGGCGGAUCGCGACCCGGUCCUACUAGUCUCCGGCAUGGGUGGCUCCAUCCUCAACUCCAAACCCAAGGGAUUCGGUGUCACCACUCGUGUCUGGGUCAGGCUCCUCCUCGCUGACCUCGAGUUUCGCAAGAAGAUUUGGUCCAUCUACAAUCCCAAAACAGGUUACACGGAAUCGUUAGACAAGAAAUCUGAUAUUGUGGUUCCUCAAGAUGAUCAUGGCCUCUAUGCAAUUGAUAUUUUAGAUCCUUCAUGGUUUACGAAAUGCGUACAUUUGACGGAGGUGUAUCAUUUUCAUGACAUGAUUGACAUGCUUGUUGAAUGUGGGCAUAAGAAAGGAACCACCUUGUUUGGAUAUGGAUAUGAUUUCAGGCAAAGCAAUAGGAUUGACAAGUUAUUGGAUGGUCUUAAACACAAGUUGGAAACUGCUUACAAGGCCUCUGGUGGAAGAAAAGUCAAUAUAAUCUCACACUCGAUGGGAGGAGUUUUGAUCUUGUCUUUCAUGACACUUCAUAAAGAUCUGUUUUCAAAAUAUGUGAAUAAGUGGAUUGCCUUGGCUUGCCCUUUCCAAGGAGCCCCGGGGUGCGUCAAUGAUUGUUUAUUAACUGGACUAGAGUUUGUUGAAGGCUUUGAAAGCUAUUUUUUUGUAUCAAGGUGGAGUUUUCAUCAAUUGCUAGUUGAGUGUCCAUCAAUCUAUGAGAUGUUGCCAAAUCCCAAAUAUGAAUGGAAAAAGCAGCCAGAAAUUCUAGUUUGGCGCAAGCUUACAAAGGAUGGGGAUAUUAGCGCAACUCUGGAAUCUUAUGGACCAGUCGAGAGUAUCUCUUUAUUUGAAGAAGCAUUGAGGCACAAUGAGCUAAAUUAUAACGGAAAGCUGAUAUCACUGCCCUUUAACACUGCUAUCUUCAAAUGGGCUAGUGGAACUCGUGAAGUUUUAUGUAAUGCAAAACUGCCAGAUGGGGUCAGCUUCUAUAACAUUUAUGGGACAUCAUUUGACACGCCUUUUGAUGUUUGCUAUGGUUCGGAAAAAUCUCCAAUAGAAGACUUAUCUGAAGUAUGCCAAACAUUGCCACAAUAUUCUUAUGUUGACGGAGAUGGAACAGUUCCCUCGGAAUCGGCCAAGGCGGAUGGACUUGAAGCCAUUGAAAGGGUGGGAGUUGCUGCCGAGCACCGUGCACUAUUACGAGAUAAAACCGUAUUUCAGCUUAUUCAAAAAUGGUUGGGUGUUGAGCCAGUGGUUAGCAAGCAAUCUAAGACAUCAAAAGUGGUAGAUAUUGCUGCAAUCAAGCCUAUGAUUCUAUAAAUGUUUCUUUCAUAAAAAAGGGGGAUCAUAUCCAUGUCCAUUUGUUUGUGCUCCUUGAUACGUUCACAGAAAAAAUAGUGUCUUUUCCAUCAUUUUUAAGAGAAAAGAUAAGAAACUUAGAAACAGCUAAGCUCCCAUUGUUUAGACAAUAAGCAGUUUGGUGCAAGUUCAGGUAAUCUAAAAAUUACCCAGGAGUGGUACAAUUUUAUCAUGCAUCAUGUGUUGUCGUUUAUUAUUGGGUGGUGUACUAUAUUUGGUGGUCCUAGAACAAGGUGUAUCUUUUUCCUUGCAUCUCCAAGAUGUGUCGUCUUGGAGUGCCUGGUGAAUUUGUUCUCAAUAUGCAUAUAUGUUAUUAUUAGCUUA